Messenger RNA from Somion occarium, 985 nucleotides. The record is from the annotation of a GenBank genome assembly. Lineage: Eukaryota; Fungi; Basidiomycota; Agaricomycetes; Polyporales; Cerrenaceae.
AAGCUUCCUCCACGACAUUGACGACCAAUAUUCACUGCGGACGCAUACACUCUUGUACUUUCGUCGUUCUUUAGUCCUUCAAGACAUAAUAUUGCGGCAUUUCUAACCGAAGGAGAGAAAAGGAGAGUUCAAACUUUACCUGUGCCACAUUAUAGUUAGACCUCGAUGUCCGGCGUUGCUUGGCACUAUGUCCUUAAGUUCAUCAUUACUGGUGACGCCUCGGUAGGGAAGUCAUCGCUCCUCAUUCGCUUGACAGACCAACGCUUUCUCACAAAUCCGGACCCGACACUAGGAGUAGAAUUUGGCUCCAAGUUGAUUACAAUUCCCGAAGAGAAUAAGAUCGUGAAACUGCAAUGUUGGGACACAGCAGGGACUGAGUCCUUUCGGUCAAUCACUCGGUCAUACUAUAGAGGGGCAGCAGGAUGUCUACUCGUCUAUGACGUUACGAACCGACAAAGCUUUCAGAAUGCCCGUUCGUGGCUGGCAGAUGUACGGGAACACGCAGACCCACAUCUAACAUGCAUUCUCGUUGGCAACAAAGUCGACCUCUGUUCUGAUCCCGCAAAUUCAGAAAGCGCAGCACCUCAAUUAUCCUCGGGCCAACGCUCUCGCGAGGUUCUCACUGAGGAGGCGGAGCUUUGGGCAAAAGAAGAAGAUUUGCUGUUCGUCGAGGCAAGCGCCAAGUCUGGUGUGAACGUAGAAGCUGCAUUCGAAGCUGCAACAAGGGACAUCUUGGAUAAGAUUCGUAGAGGUGUGUUUGACGACGAUCGGUCACUGGGUGUGAAACAGUCAAAACCUAGAAACGACUCGCUCACGCUCGAAACGUCUUCGAAGAAAUCUGGUUGUUGUUGAUAUAUGUUCAUGAUCCACCUGAAUAUGGUAUACCCUGGGGAUUUUAUACGGACUUGAAAGUUUUUAUGUAUGAUUGUGUAACAUACUGUACACUAAUUCAUCGCGCCACUUCCGACUCUGAAUUUUACUUGAG